Molecule: messenger RNA, 1344 nt
Organism: Prunus armeniaca (apricot)
Lineage: Eukaryota; Viridiplantae; Streptophyta; Magnoliopsida; Rosales; Rosaceae
Source: the annotation of a GenBank genome assembly
AUGGCUCAAGAAGACCAAACCCAAAAGUGUAGCAAUACUAGUAGUGGUGCUAGUCUUGGCUUUGCAAGCAUUACUAGAUCUUCAUCCAAAAAAACCAAGCAAAAAAAAGUGCCACAGAGAGGACUUGGUGUUGCACAGCUUGAGAAAAUCAGGCUUGAAGAUCAGCAAAAGAAAGCAGCAGCUGCUGUGAUUUUGUCAACCCCAUCUUCUUUAUCCUCACCGACCAAAUCCACAUCCUCAUCAUGUCCUUCUGUCCCAAUUAGACAUUUUUAUCACUCUAAUCAUAAUCAACCACCCUCUUCAAUCCCAUUUCCUUCUCUACCAUCACUAGAUCUACCUUCACCAAACUCAAUUUUCAGGCCACCAUUAAUUCCAACCCAGAACAUUGAUGUAAUUAGGAAGCCAAUUAGCACUGUUCCAUUGGGAAAUAACAAUAAUAAUAAUGGUGGUCAUGGGUUUGAAAUUCAGGGACAUGGCAAUAAUAAUGUUCCUAACUUGUGGAACCCUUGUGACUUCAAUCUUGAUCAGAAGGAGAGUUCUAAUUCUGGGAUUGAUCCCGGAUUGGCGUUUCGGUCUACUUUGAAUUUGCCUUUUGAGUCCAACAACCCCAUUUGGCCUCUCACCAAUGUGCCACAAAGAACACAACCAUAUCAUCAGCAGCCUCCUCCUCCUCCUUCAAUGGUGAAUGUGUCAUCAGCAACUUCAUCAUCAUCUGUACUAAACUUUCAGAUAGAGCCCCCUUCAAACCAAAGCUAUUACAGCAACUAUACACCAAUGUGGCCGGAUGAAGAAAAGAUGGUUGGCAUGAAGAGGCCAUACCCCUUUUCUCUAGACAAUCCACCAGGCCCCUCCAUCAACUUUAAAUUCCCUACCUUUGUUGCUCCUAUGAGAGCAGAUGAAGCAAGUUCAUGUGGGAACAGAUGCACCUACAAUUUGGAGCCUUCAGGCAACCCAAUUUUCAGAGAAGCCCCUUCAUGCUCAACUUCAAUUUCGGAGUCGAAUUCAAGGAACAGCAUUAAAGAAAAUGGGAGUGUCAAUGGAGAUUUUCUCACCUUAGCCCCUCCUACAACCAGUAGUAGGACAUGUCCCAGCCCAAAGUUGAACCUCCCUUCAACUUAUCUAGCAUUCCAUAACCGCGAAGUCCCUGAGUUUGAAUCAUUUUCUUAUCAAGGCAAUGCGGAAGACACAAAUUUCCAGCCAGGACCAAGCUGUUCACAUCCACAACAAGCUUUCUACAGCUUCUUCCCACCAGCAAAGGCACAAAUUGGAAGAGCAGCAACCACUAUAAACAACAAUUGUAAUGGUGAACUAGGAGAAAGUGUGGAUCUCAAUUUGAAGUUAUAA